Molecule: messenger RNA, 273 nt
Organism: Microthlaspi erraticum
Lineage: Eukaryota; Viridiplantae; Streptophyta; Magnoliopsida; Brassicales; Brassicaceae
Source: the annotation of a GenBank genome assembly
AUGCUUGCGAUGUUGCUGUUUUUGGUUAAUUCAUCAUGGGCAUAUAAGGGCAAACGAGGUCUGAGGAUUGGUGUAUGGAAGUGUGGUGAGAAGUUUAUGCCUGUCGACAAAGUCUGUCUUGUGUGUGACAAACCUCGCAAGGAUAGGAACUUGGUUGGGAUAAAGAAAGGAGGCACCGGUUUUGCUGAGCACGAUGAUAAUCUGGAGGCUAAGGAGUACAAGCAUUUGGGUAGUGGCUCUGAUUUAGGGCUUGUGAGGCCGGUUAAGACAUGA